CCGACACACCCGUGGCAUGUCUGGUCGCGAUCAUUCUGGCGUGCGACGGCAUUCGGACAUUGCAAUUUCAACUGGAGCUGGGGGGGACCGUCACAAGUCGUGUGAGUGGCGAGACGUUGCGAAUUGAAAGGUCGCGAGAUCCAAUUCGUCGAACAACAGCAGAGAUGGCGGACGUGGACUCGAGCGGCGGUGUGCCGGCGGUGGCGCCAGUCGCUGCGUCCAAGAACGCGCAGGUCAUCAAAGUGUACAUGCCGACGUACAUCAUGGCCCCGACAGAAGACGAACGAUUUCGUCGCAAAACCGUAUGUGCAAUCGUAUCGGAAUGUCUGGUGAAAGAGCUCGAGAACAAAGAGUACGACGAGGACGACGCCAAGGUCUGGGCAACCGCGAUCGCGGACGCUGUGAAAAAUCGCAUUCGCACGGAAUGCAACUUUCCUCGGUACAAAAUCAUCGUGCAAACAUUUGUGGGCCAGCAAAAGCUCCAGGACGUCCGCAUUGCGUCGCGGUGCCUCUGGGACAACGACCACGACAAUCACGCGUCGGCCGAGUUUGCUAACCAAUCGAUUUGGGCCACGUGCAUUGUGUUUGGAAUGUACUCGGAUUAAGCCUUUACCAAGCGCGACGAACCGCCCACGACUGGACCAUGGCGCAGGCCCCCAUAUCGUGCAUUCGACACCUACGUUAGAGAUCGAGCCCAAGUGGUGCAUUCCCUCGAAACCGAACAUGACCGUAUUCACA
Messenger RNA from Aphanomyces invadans, 738 nucleotides. RefSeq lists its product as hypothetical. The record is from RefSeq and is a predicted model, not a curated record. Gene Ontology annotation, cellular component: cytoplasmic dynein complex; cytoplasm. Gene Ontology annotation, molecular function: dynein intermediate chain binding. Gene Ontology annotation, biological process: microtubule-based movement. Bases 165 to 605 code for a protein of 146 amino acids. The transcript is spliced from 5 exons. NCBI's taxonomy places the organism in Eukaryota, Oomycota, Saprolegniomycetes, Saprolegniales, Verrucalvaceae.